Telopea speciosissima is the source of this 1064-nucleotide messenger RNA. Its product is annotated as 11-beta-hydroxysteroid dehydrogenase A-like. The transcript has 7 exons. Gene Ontology annotation, molecular function: oxidoreductase activity. The coding region runs from base 65 to 1021 and encodes 318 amino acids. Lineage: Eukaryota; Viridiplantae; Streptophyta; Magnoliopsida; Proteales; Proteaceae. The record is from RefSeq and is a predicted model, not a curated record.
AGGCACUGCACAAUUGUUAAGAACCAAAGGAACCCUUUUUCAGAGUUUAUUGUUUAAUAGAGCCAUGGAAUUGAUUCAGAAUCUGCUUAACUUAGUGAUUCCCCCAAUCACUGUAGUUUUUCUUUGUUUGAUACUUCCUUUUUUCUUUGUUUUCAAGUUCAUCCAUUUUAUUCUCAGACACAUCUUUCCUGAGAAAAUGAGGGGAAAAGUUGUUCUCAUCACUGGGGCAUCUUCUGGCAUUGGAGAGAAUCUAGCAUAUGAAUAUGCAAAGAAAGGAGCAUAUCUAGUACUUGUUGCAAGAAGAGAGGAAAGCCUCAGAAAAGUUGCAGAGAAGGCUGGUCAGCUUGGUUCCCCUGAUGUGUUAGUUGUUCCUGCAGAUGUGUCAAGAGUUGAUCAAUGCAAGAAAUUCAUUGAUGAAGCUGUGAACCAUUUUGGUAGAUUGGAUCAUUUGGUUUGUAAUGCUGGGAUUGGUAGCUAUUGCGCAUUCGAAGAUAUUCCUGAUGUCACAAAUUUUGUACCAGUGAUGGAUAUAAACUUCUGGGGAUCAAUCUAUCCCACUUAUUAUGCAAUUCCUCACCUCAAGAGGUGCAAAGGCAAGAUCAUUGUGAAUGCAUCAGUAGCUGGGUGGAUGACUGCACCAAGGGGAACUGUGUAUGGAGCAAGCAAAGCAGCAUUAAUACACUUCUACGACAAUCUGAGAAUCGAAGUCGGUCCGGAGAUUUCGAUAGUUGUAAUUAGUCCUGGUUUUGUAGAAUCAGAGAUUACCCAAGGCAAACAACUAACUAAGCGAGGGAAAGUUGAACAAGAUCAAGGGAUUAAAAUAGUCCUUAGAGGAAUUGGAAUUCCAUUUGAGAGUGCAGGGGACUGUGCAAAGGCUAUUGUGACUGGGGCAUGCCGUGGAGACAGAUACAUCACUGAGCCAUGGUUGUAUAAUAUGCUUUACCUCUUAAGGGUCCUCUGCCCUGAGUUGGUUGAAUGGACUUCACGCUUGGUAUACCGUAGCUUGCGAAGCCCUAGUUAAGAGAGAGAUUGAUGAAACUAUGAGAUGUUGGAUGCUAAUGGAU